Polyodon spathula (Mississippi paddlefish) is the source of this 957-nucleotide messenger RNA. Its product is annotated as olfactomedin-4-like. The record is from RefSeq and is a predicted model, not a curated record. The coding region runs from base 1 to 957 and encodes 318 amino acids. Gene Ontology annotation, biological process: signal transduction. The transcript is spliced from 2 exons. Lineage: Eukaryota; Metazoa; Chordata; Actinopteri; Acipenseriformes; Polyodontidae.
AUGCAUCACCUUGCUUUGUUUCAGCUGAGCUCCAUAAGACUCAAGGUGCAGAACAUGCAGAAAUAUGACAACUUUAACUUGCUGGCCUUAAGAGAUCACCUCAGAAAACUAAAGAACCGACUGGAGUCGUGCCGCCACUACGACAAGACGCAGCUGGAUCAAUGCUCCAAUGUUUUCCUAUCCAACAUCAGCUCUCCAGUUGUCACCCAGCUUAACCCUUAUGGUACAACAUACCCCUUUGGUGCCUGGGGAAAGGAAAGCAGGCAUGGCAGCCCCGAACUGUACUGGGUUCAAUCUCUGCAGAGUGGUAAUACGUAUGGCAUCACUCUGCGAACAUACUCCUCUUUUGAAGACUUUGUGAUGUCAAGGAACCACAAAGACAUCCCAGUGACACCUUCUUACACCACUACCUAUUCCAUCCAAGGACCUGGUACAGUCUUAUACAACGAGUCCCUCUACUACAACUGCUACAAGUCCCCCAACGUCUGCAAAUAUGAUUUGAAAACCAACACCAUCCAGCACAUUGCUUUGCCAGAUGCAGGUCACGAUAACAAAUUCCCCUACUGCUACUACUCCUGCUAUGGCACCACUGAUAUUGACCUCUCUGUCGAUGAGACAGGUCUCUGGGAUAUCUACGCCACGGAGGAAAACUAUGGCAACAUAGUGAUUAGCAAGCAGAAUUCCUCCACCCUGGCCAUGGUGCAGACCUGGAAGCUUUUCAAGAAGUCCGUCACUAAUGUCUUCAUGGUGUGUGGCGUACUCUAUGCCACACGUUACUUGAGCCCUAAGCUAGAGGGGGUCUUUUAUGUCUUUGACACAGUCACUGGCCACGACACAAAUAACCUGAGCGUCCCUUUUGAGAAGAUCUCAACAGAUAUACAGAAUCUCCACUACAACCCCACCGACCAUCGACUCUACCUUCUCAAUUAUGCAAAUGCCUAUGAACUUACCUUCUGA